Molecule: messenger RNA, 1503 nt
Organism: Protobothrops mucrosquamatus (brown spotted pit viper)
Lineage: Eukaryota; Metazoa; Chordata; Lepidosauria; Squamata; Viperidae
Gene: ARL15
Product: ADP ribosylation factor like GTPase 15
Exons: 6
Coding region: 1-735 (244 amino acids)
Molecular function (GO): GTP binding; GTPase activity
Source: RefSeq, a predicted model, not a curated record
AUGGUCAGAUACUUUGACCCCCGUUAUAUUAUUACCUGUGUCAGUUGCAGAAAUCCAAUUGAAGAGAAUGAAAAAAGCCAGACCAAAAAUGUCUACAACCAGCAAUUAUAUGUUUCUGCAAGUAUACGUGUGUUCGUAUCUUUAUAUGUAUGCAUUUCUAUGUCUUCUUGUUUUCGAGCCCUUUGCUGCAAAGGACCUCCACCUCCACGACCAGAAUAUGACUUGGUUUGCAUAGGUCUCAGUGGCUCUGGCAAGACAAGCCUGUUGUCCCAGCUCUGCAGCGAAAAUAGAGAAAAUAUAGUGUCCACUACAGGUUUUAGCAUAAAAGCAGUGCCGUUCCAGAAUGCUAUCUUGAAUGUAAAAGAACUUGGAGGGGCUGACACUAUCAGAAAAUACUGGAGUCGUUACUAUCAAGGAUCUCAAGGAGUAAUAUUUGUAUUAGACAGUGCUUCUUCAGAAGAUGAUUUAGAAAUUGCUAGGAAUGAACUGCAUUCUGCGCUGCAGCAUCCACAAUUAUGCACUUUGCCAUUUUUAAUAUUGGCCAAUCAUCAAGACAAGCCAGCUGCUCGUUCAGCACAAGAGAUCAAAAAGUAUUUGGAACUUGAACCACUUGCACGAGGGAAACGUUGGAUACUUAAACCCUGUUCCUUGGAUGACAUGGAGUCAGUAAAAGACAGCUUUGGCUUCCUGAUAAAUUUACUAGAAGACAGAGAUCUUGAGCCUUCAAGGAUGUGAAGAAAACAAGAAUGGCUCUCAGAUAACAUUGUACCUGUUUGUCUCUCAGUGAAUUAUGGUUUGGUAUACAGAAGGAUGUGUUAGAGCUUGUAAUAAAUAUAUUUUUGCAUUAAUCCCAGAAAGUCUGUUUAUAAAUUCUGUGAAUCAGAUUUAUGAUUAUUUUCAUUAAUGACGCCUGUACUACUGAAUCGUGAAUUCUUCUUAUUUACCAACAAAUCAGUUUACUGUAUGAGAGUUUCCUGACCUGUAAUAGCCAUAAUGCAGAAUUUUGUUGUACGGGCAAAGUUUAAAUCUAUCUGUAAAUGGAAACCCAAAGUUUUUUGAAAAUGUAGUUGUUGAGAACCAGACUACAUUUUGAAACCAAGGAAUUCAUUUUGAUGCAAAGAACACCAAACUUUUCAAAGAAUAUAUCCCACCUCCACUUUUUAACAAUUACAAAUUGAUUUUUUUUUAAAAAAAACCCAUUAAUUUAGUAGGAAGUAUGGCAAAAACAUCAUUCAUCAAACAAUGAAAAUAUCAGUAUUUUGUUAGUAUUUGGAAGCCUCAAGUGCAAAUUGCCUUUGUAAAUUAAAAUUAAGUUGAUAAUUGUGUAAAAUGAUGAAAUGGAGGCUACCUUGUAGUUAAAAACGAGAACAAUAAGCAAGAUUAAAUAAUCACUGGAUGUAUUAUUCUUCAUGACUAGUGUUAUGCUAGAGUUCCUAGCCUUUGGAAUUAUUAAAAAAAAUUCAGUGUCUCUGAAUUAUAUUCGAACGUCUACUGUCUAUAUUU